Molecule: messenger RNA, 1338 nt
Organism: Lodderomyces pseudojiufengensis
Lineage: Eukaryota; Fungi; Ascomycota; Pichiomycetes; Serinales; Debaryomycetaceae
Product: DNA primase subunit
Exons: 1
Coding region: 1-1338 (445 amino acids)
Biological process (GO): DNA replication, synthesis of primer
Cellular component (GO): alpha DNA polymerase:primase complex
Source: RefSeq, a predicted model, not a curated record
AUGGUACCAGCUCCAAUAAUAGAUAGUGAUGAUUCACAAAUACAAUCCUCAAAACCAAGUGAAGUUGAUAUGGAAUUUUACUACAAACGUCUUUUACCUUUUAAAUAUAUAUUCAAUUGGUUAAGUCAUUCACCAAAACCAACAAAAGAUUUUAUAAUGAGAGAAUUUGCUUAUGAAUUUAGAUCAGGGGCAUAUCAACGUUAUAAUUCAUAUUCUAAUGUGGAAGAAUUUAAAAAAUCAGUUAUAAAAGCAAUUCCUACACGUUUUGAAAUUGGAGCAGUAUAUAAAGUAGCACCAAAAGAGAGACAUAAUCUUCCAAAACAAGCAUUAAAACCGUUAACAAAAGAAUUAGUAUUUGAUAUUGAUUUAACUGAUUAUGACGAUAUUAGAACUUGUUGUCAAGGAACUGAUAUAUGUUGUAAAUGUUGGAAAUUCAUACAAGUUGGUUCAAAAAUUAUAGAAGAUUGUUUAAGACAAGAUUUUGGAUUUAAACAUAUGAUUUGGGUAUUUUCAGGUAGAAGAGGUGCACAUUGUUGGAUAAGUGAUAAAAGAGCAAGAGAAUUGGAUGAACAAAGUAGAAGAUCAAUAGUGGAAUAUCUUGAUGUAUUAGGGGCAAAACAUGUUAAAUCAUCUAAGGGAAUUCAUGUUAAAAGACCAUUUCAUCCACAUAUAGAAAGAAGUUUUGAAGUGAUGAAAAAUUCAUUUAUAGAUAUAAUAUUAGAAGAUCAAGAUCCUUGGUAUACUGAUUCUGAAACAAAAGAAGAUUCAAAAAAUUGGAAACAAAUUAAUGAUUUAUUAAAUUUUAUACCUAAUAAAGAAUUACAAAUUGAAUUAAGAAAAAAAUGGAAAUCAAAUAAAAAUGUAUCAAGAUCAAAAGAAAAAUGGGAAGAUAUAAAUACUUUAGCAUCAAAAAUAUUUAAAUCAAAUUUGCAAGUUGGACCAUUAAUGGAUGCAAAGAAAGAUAUUAUAAUUUUUUAUUUAUAUCCAAGAUUAGAUAUUGAAGUUUCACGUCAAAUUAUUCAUUUAUUAAAAUCACCAUUUUGUAUUCAUCCAGGUACUGGAAAUGUAUGUGUACCUUUCAAUCCUUUAAAAAAUAUAUCUGGAAAUUCACAAGAUGAUGCAUAUGGAUUUAAUCCAACAACUUCACCUAAUUUGAAAACAAUUCAAAAUGAAUUAGAGGCAUGGGAAUCAAAAAGUUCACAAGUUAAUGAUAUUCCAUCAUGGGAUAAAACAAGUUUAAAACCAUAUGUUGAUUAUUUCAAACAAUUUGUAGGAGAUUUAUUAAAAUCUGAAGAGAAUAAAGAAAAAAGAGAAUUAGAAAAUCCUUAUGAAUUUUGA